AUCUGUGUGUACUUACGCAACGAGGACAUCAUGUCCCACUAAGCAAUGAUUCAACUGUUAAGUUGAUUUAAUGUCACAUACAUAGAUGUUGUCUCUCCUGGUGAACUCUUAUUGCUGUAAUGUGUAGGGAGGCAGGUGGUGGCAGACAGGAGAUGACCCGUGGCAGGUACUGGCCUGCUGCAUGGAGCUGACGUCUGCCGUGAGAUCAGGAGACCCUCCCAGCUUCAUCUCCCACCUCCCUGUUCAUCAGGAUGGCUCAUGCAAUGGUCUGCAGCACUACGCAGCUCUGGGCAGGGACUGGCUGGGGGCCAAACAGGUGAACCUGGUACCUGGGGAUAGGCCUCAAGACCCUUAUGCCGGAGUUGCUGCCAUGGUGGAGGAGCAAAGAGCCAAAGAUGCAGCAGAGGGACAUGAAAUUGCCAUCAACCUGGAGGGGAAGAUUAGUCGAAAGGUGGUAAAGCAGACAGUGAUGACAGUAGUGUAUGGAGUGACAUGGGUGGGAGGACGUCUUCAGAUUGCUAAGCAGUUGAGAGGGAGUAUACCGGAUGACCAGCUGUGGGACUGCUCGGCAUACGUGGUGGGAGAAGUCUUCAGAGCUCUCAGACAGUCCUUUGCCAAGGCCAGAGGGAUCCAGGACUGGCUGUCAGCUAGUGCCAGGAAGGUGUCCCUGGCCCAGAGACCAAUGGAGUGGGUCACUCCUCUAGGACUCCCUGUGGUCCAGCCCUACCACAAGAUGUACCAAAAGAGUGUGAGCACUCAGCUCCAGGGUCUCAACAUGAGGGUGGCCUGGAACCCCAGCUACCCUCCCGACACCAGGAAACAGAAGAACGCCAUGCCCCCCAACUUUGUCCACUCUCUGGACUCCACCCACAUGAUGCUCACUGCACUCCAUGCACACAGGGCCGGGAUAUCCUUUGUUGCAGUUCACGACAGCUACUGGACCCACGCCUGUUUUGUUGACACCAUGAAUAGGAUAUGUCGAGAGCAGUUUGUGACUCUCCACAAUGAGCCCAUUCUGUCAGACCUGGCUCAGUUCCUGGAGCACAAGUUUGGAGACCUCACGUACAGAGACAACUCGCUAGAGAAGAGGAAGAGGAUUCAGAAAUGCAUAUUCAGAGAUCCUUUUCCUACAAUUGGUGAUUUGGAUCUAAAUCAAGUGUUAGACUCUACUUACUUCUUCAGUUGACAGUCAUUUCAUGUUCCUCAUACUCAUAGUUUUCAUCCCACACAUCAACAGGAAAAUGGCUAUGCAAAUACACGUGAAUUUCUAGUUCUAUUUCUGACUGCUUUUGUUAAUGUUUUAGUCUACACAGCAACUAAUGUUCAGGCCAGUGGCUCUAUACUACGCACUGCCAAAAUCGCUAAGCUAAAACUAAAAAUUAGUUAGCUUUUUAGUGUAUUCAGUUACAUCGCAGUGUUACAUUGCAGUGGAUGCAGUGGCGACAUUUUGAGACAGAGGUAGUUUAGCAGCACUUUCAUUCAGAGGCUGA
Messenger RNA from Geodia barretti, 1490 nucleotides. Lineage: Eukaryota; Metazoa; Porifera; Demospongiae; Tetractinellida; Geodiidae. The record is from the annotation of a GenBank genome assembly.